GCACGUUCGCCGGCGUGUGUGCAUCGCGAAAGAUCGCUCUCUCAUUCGAUAAAGACACGAGCGGAUCGCGGUGGCCGUCCAGUCGGUUCUCGGACUUCGAUCGGUGAGCCCACGUGCCGCGUGGAUCCUGUCAAUCGCCGAGCACGUUGUCGAUCUUUGAUUAGCUGCUGAAUUACCUAUUAAAGUGGCUAAAAAAAAAAAUCUCUCGCGAGUGGAAGAUUUUUAUUGAUAAUAUAAUAAGAUAAAAUUCUCGAGACAAUAAGAGUGUACAGUGAAAAAUAUAUCUCGGCGGGAUCGAUUUAAACGAUUUAACGCUGAGAUAAGUUGGAGUUUGUCGACGAUUAAGUAUGAACGGAUGCUUGAUAAUUGAUAAUUGGGUGUUGGAUAAUUUAUCGUGUAAAUCAAGCGUCUCGACGAAGAUCCAGUGCCAAAAAGUGUUUCUCGUUUUUCGGGCUACGAGUUUCAAAAGGAUUUCCAGAUGACUUAGUGCGCGUCCUGACAUCGAGUGCGUGAUUGAUGGAUAUGCGCGCACUCGCGCGGAGAGAUCCUUGUGGAAAAAAGAUUAUCGGAAAAAAAUACGAUAGAAGUAAUAAGUGAUUCGAGAGAUUGGAGAAUCGAGAGAUUAAUUCAUCGCUAAUCUCGAUUUUACGAGCCUCGAAGUUACGUUCGCCUUGCUAAUUCAUGAAGCCGGCCGAUCGAAAGCCGGAUUCAGAUCUUUAAUCGAAACCGAUUAAGCGUUUAGUAAGUUUGCAUUACACGGAAACUUAUCGACGAGUGCAAGCAGGGUGUGACGAGAUAAAUGUGCAAGCGAGAUUCUAAUAUGAUAACGAGUGACGAAAGACGACGAGCGGAAGCUACCGUCCCGGCCAAAUGUCAUCGAGACGCGCAUCGCGCGAUCUAAUCUCGUAUCGUCGACAUAUCCAGAGCAAAGUCAGAUCGCCGUUCUCGUUUGUACACCCUCGUUCUAUGAAAAAUCCAAAGUUGGAUUAUGUUUAAAAGGUGGUCGAUAUUUGAAAGUUGACGCGAUAUAAAUCUCAAUUGUGUAAAGAUUCGAAGAUACAUACUUUCAUAGACUUUGACAAGAAUAUAAAUAUUAUCCAGGAUGAGUCUCAUUUGCAUCUGUGCCCUUUUCGUGUAUCUGUUGGCGCCAAUCGUGCACACGAGUGAUGUACGGCCCACUAUAUACACUAUUCCAUUGCAAAACGAGACGCAAAUACCGAAGGAAUACAGUGAGCUGCCGUUGGUGGGAAAGUGUUGUCCCGUAAACGAAGUUUUCGUGAAAAGUGCGGACGGGCCUACCAAGUGCGUCCCCUCGAACGACUCGUCGACGGAGUACUUCUCGCCCUUGUUCAGCGAGUACAAUCUCACCGGCGUGUUAGUGCCCGGGGAUGAAUAUCCUAAAUUCGCCGCUAUCGUUGGAAGUCCUUGCGAACGAAAAUACAUCCUAGAGCCGGAUAAAGACGAUGAUAAAUAUUAUUUACUAUUAAAUGGUUCCAUCUUCGCGCCUAAAAUCAGUUAUGCGCCAGUCAUGCUCAUGCCCGGUAAGGACUAUUGCAUGGAAAUUGUGCCCGAAUGGGGACUUAUGGUAUUCGUUUGUUUCCUAGAAGAUACCGUCCCGAUCGCCGAUGCAAGGGUCAUCAUUUACGCUUGUGGGCUCUUGAUCUCGGUGCCUUUUUUUAUCCUCACCAUCGCGGCGUACGUGAUAACGCCAAAAUUAAAGGACGUCCAUGGGAAAGCCCUUUGUCACUAUUGUGGUUGCUUGGCGGUGGCCUUCAGUGCUUUGGCCAUUACACAACUCUCGAGCUCGCGAUUCUCAUCUGAAGUCUGCGUUAGCAUGGCGUUCGUCAUCCAGUUCUCCUUCCUGGCCUCCUUUUUCUGGCUGAACGUGAUGUGCAUCGAAACGUGGUCAUUGGUACAAUACCAUGUAAACCACCGUGUGUACAAAAAUAUUCAAUCCAAAAGGCUGUUCUUCUAUUACUCGAUAUGGGCCUGGGGCUCGUCGGCAAUCCUCAUUCUCGUCUCGAUGGUAAUGGAUCUCAAUCCCACGAUACCCAUGACCUACGUCAAGCCUGCUUUCGGUAGCGACAGCUGCUGGUUAGUCGAUUCAAAAGCCAUGCCGUACUUUUACGUACCGAUCAGUCUUCUUCUGCUGUCGAAUAUGACUCUCUUCAUAAUCACGGCUAUCAACAUCAGUCGCUAUCAGCAGACGCUUCUCGCGUCGAGAAGCUUGGUGAGGAAUCUGCAUUCCGAUCGGGAGGAUCAGAGGCUCUUCCGCAAAAUCAAACGGACUUUCGUCGUCUGUCUGGUGCUCUUCUUCCUGAUGGGUCUUAAUUGGAUGAUAGAAUUGGUCUCUUGGUUGGCUGUCCCUCUGGACUGGUCGGCUUUCGAUUUAGUGAACGCUCUUCAGGGCGUCAUCGUCUUCGGCUUGUUCAUUCUGAGGAAGCCGACCAGGAAUUUCGUCUGGCAUCGAAUACAAAAGCUACGGGGAAUCCAUAUCACGGAACCGAAUGUCGAUCUAGCACUAUUGCCUGUGAUAAACGGCGAUUCCUUACCUAGGCAGACUGUCAUUCAAUGAUAAUUUAGACAGAAAAAUUCAUUUUUAUCUAGACGUAAAAGUAUGAUGCAUUUAAUGCGCGUCGACCCAAGUACAAAUGUCGGCCGUGAACUUGAGGCGAUCGAUAAACUGUUAAUGGCUCGGAGUGGAAGGAGGGACCCGAAUGUAUAUAUGGCUUCGCAGCGAGAUCGAAGUUAUUUUAACUUCGAUAUGUAACGGAAUGGAAUGACCUUCUCGAUCGAUGACGUUCGCAGAGACAUGGUGAAAUAUCGCCUUAUUGAUGCGAUCCUUCGAUUUUAUGAAUCGCUCGAAACCCACCUAAUAUGUCGCGAGAUCCCUGACGUGCGAGACUUUCGUGAAAAGGAGAUUUUUUAUACCUAAUCGAAUCGCGUACAUUCGGUAAGUAUAAUAGCUCUAGUCUAUACGUAGUUGCAUUUUAAUUAUACAAUAUCUAUAAUCAGAAAUAUAUAAUGUAUGUUGUGAUUCUUGUAAAAUGCAAUAUAACAUAUACAACAUGAUUGUAAACAGUAUGUUUGUGUGCGUGAGUACUGCAACAUAUUAUAUAAAACUGAAAUUUGCGAAUAAUAUCUUAUAUAAUAUAUUUAUCUUCUUCCACGAUAUAUAUGUCUUAAUGCACUAUAUCUCUUAUGUGCUAGUUAUACAUAUAACCGUGGGAAAAGAAAAAUCAUGAACGAUAAAUGACCUUACUUAACAAAACGAUAAGGAUCUCAAAUGUACGCGUAAUUGUAAAUAAAUUUCGUAAAUAAGAAUUGAUCACAUGUUAAUUAAGAUAAAUAUAUAUAUGUAUAGUAUACGAACAAUAACUAUGUAUUAUUAGACGUAAUAUUACUAUACAAUAUGUAUUAUAUGUGAUCUUGAUUGAAUGGUUUUACAAUUCAUGCUGCAAAGAGAUAUUUACGUAUAAUAUAUCAUUAAUAUUUUUGUACUUAUAUCGCAUUCCGCAUCAGAUUCGACAUGAUACAUUGACGUACGCCCGAUAAGCUGCCAAAUAAGUCUAAACUCGUAUGCAGGACAUUUCAUUGAUUAAAUAACUCGGCACGUUAAAAUGUUUAUACGCAAUUAUUAGUUUGUUGCAUCGACGUAUCGCAUCGAAUUCGAUGGAAUGCGGAUUUUAUACAGCAUUGAAUGUGAUUACUGCGUUAUUGCUUCCUUCCAUGUAGCUUGCAUAUUAUUUAUUGUUGCAUAAUAAGUAUUAAUUUAUUGAAUAAAUCGUACGCGUAAUCACGGAAUAACACAAAUGAAUCAAGACGGAUAGAAAAUA
Molecule: messenger RNA, 3836 nt
Organism: Cataglyphis hispanica
Lineage: Eukaryota; Metazoa; Arthropoda; Insecta; Hymenoptera; Formicidae
Product: G-protein coupled receptor Mth2-like
Biological process (GO): cell surface receptor signaling pathway; G protein-coupled receptor signaling pathway
Cellular component (GO): membrane
Molecular function (GO): G protein-coupled receptor activity
Source: RefSeq, a predicted model, not a curated record